GGGGUGUGUGUCUCGACCGAAUGGCGUCACGUAUUAGAGGGCUCUUACGUAUUUGCCUGGCCGAUGUGUCAAUGAAUACUUUUGCGUCAUCGAGCUCUCGACUCUCCUCCGUGCGCGUCAGUCGUCAGCGGAAAAAAAAAAAGGGGGAAAAAAGCAGCAUGUGAUCCACACAACAGCCACCCGUCCUCUGGUUGAUCGUGCGCGUUCACAAGCUGCUGGGUACCACAAUAAUCCCGUGAUAGUGAUACCCACUGCGCGGAUGUUGCUGUCCUGAAAUAUGUUGAUGACACACGUUGGAUUGAAUUGAUCGCCGGGACAGCUUUCACGGACUGAGGAACACAUCAAAAUCUCAGCAUCCGCCAUCAACCCUCACCUGGAUCCACCCCGUCCAAACCUCCCCCCUUCCGAUCCAUUUCUAUAAUUCCCCCACUUCCCCCUCUCUCUCUCUCUGUCUCUGUUUCUGUCUCUCUCUGCCUCUCUCUCCCUCCCUCCCUCCCUCCGAGCGCCCCCUCCUCCCCUGUCUCCCCCUCCCAGCCCCCUCCUCCAGCCUCAGGGUUCACUCAUGCUGAAGACGGGCGGGGCGUCGCUGCGGGUGCCGGCCCACGAGCCGGUCACCGAGUCGGUGGCGGACCUGCUGGCCCACGAGCAGCCGCACGACUACAAGAGCAGCUCGCUGAGCGUGGGCGCCAAGGUGCCGCAGAUCGAGCUGCCGGAGAGCGACGGGCGGCCGGCGUGGAACAGCAAGCUGCAGUACAUCCUGGCCCAGGUGGGCUUCUCCGUGGGGCUGGGCAACGUGUGGCGCUUCCCCUACCUCUGCCAGAAGAACGGAGGAGGAGCCUAUCUGGUGCCCUACUUCAUCCUGCUGCUGCUGAUAGGGAUCCCGCUGUUCUUCCUGGAGCUGGCGGUGGGCCAGAAGAUCCGCCGCGGGAGUCUGGGAGUGUGGAACUACGUGUGCCCCCGUCUGGGGGGGAUCGGCAUCUCCAGUCUGAUGGUGUGUGGCUUCGUGGGCCUCUACUACAACGUCAUCAUAGGCUGGAGCAUCUUCUACUUCUUCCAGUCCUUCCAGCAGCCGUUGCCCUGGAGCGAGUGUCCAAUCAGAAGGAACGGAACCUUUGCCUUCGUGGAGCCAGAGUGCGAGAAGAGCUCGGCCACCACCUACUUCUGGUACCGCCAGACGCUGAACACCACCAGCACCAUCGCGGAGAGCGGAGGGCUGAACGUCAAGAUGACUGUGUCUCUGCUGGUGGCCUGGAUCAUCGUCUGCCUGGCCGUCAUCAAGGGCAUCGCCUCCUCUGGCAAGGUGAUGUACUUCAGCUCCCUGUUCCCCUACGUGGUGCUCUUCUGCUUCCUGGUCCGCGGGCUGAUGCUGAAGGGAUCGGUGGACGGCAUCGCCCACAUGUUCACUCCUAAGCUGGAGAAGAUGCUGGAGCCACAGGUGUGGCGGGAGGCGGCCACCCAGGUGUUCUUCGCCCUGGGCCUGGGCUUCGGAGGGGUCAUCGCCUUCUCCAGCUACAACAAGAUCGACAACAACUGCCACUUCGACGCCGUGCUCGUGUCCGUCAUCAACUUCAUGACGUCCAUCCUGGCCACCCUGGUGGUGUUUGCCGUGCUGGGCUUCAAGGCCAACAUCAUGAAUGAGAAGUGUGUCACGGAGAACUCUGAGAAGAUCCUGGGCUACCUCAACGCCAACGUGCUCAGUCACGACCUCAUCCCGCUGCACGUCAACUUCUCCCAGAUGACCGUGACGGACUACGCCGAGGUGUACGGCGUCAUCAAGACCGUGAAGGAGGGGGGCUUCGCCGACCUAGGUCUGGAUCAGUGUCUCCUGGAGGACGAGCUUAACAAGUCAGUGCAGGGAACAGGCCUGGCCUUCAUCGCCUUCACCGAGGCCAUGACCCAUUUCCCAGGGUCCCCCUUCUGGUCGGUGAUGUUCUUCUUCAUGCUCAUCAACCUGGGCCUGGGCAGCAUGAUCGGCACCAUGACGGGCAUCACCACGCCCGUACUGGACGCCUACAAGGUCAAGAAGGAGUACCUCACCGUGGGCUGCUGCAUCGUGGCCUUCUUCUGCGGCCUACUGUUCGUCCAGCGCUCGGGGAACUACUUUGUCACAAUGUUUGACGACUACUCAGCCGGCCUGCCCCUCACGGUGGUGGUCAUCCUGGAGAACGUCUCUGUUGCCUGGAUAUACGGCACCAAGAGGUUCAUGCAGGACCUGGAGGACAUGCUGGGCUUCCGGCCGUACUCCUUCUACUUCUACAUGUGGAAGUACGUGUCUCCCCUGUGUCUCAUCGUCCUCAUCACAGCCACCGUCAUCGAGAUGGCCAUCAGCCCGCCGGGCUACAACGCCUGGAUCCAAGAGCUG
Messenger RNA from Gadus morhua (Atlantic cod), 2362 nucleotides. RefSeq names its product sodium-dependent neutral amino acid transporter SLC6A17. Gene Ontology annotation, biological process: alanine transport; glycine transport; sodium ion transmembrane transport. Gene Ontology annotation, cellular component: plasma membrane; synaptic vesicle. The record is from RefSeq and is a predicted model, not a curated record. NCBI's taxonomy places the organism in Eukaryota, Metazoa, Chordata, Actinopteri, Gadiformes, Gadidae.